Dentiscutata erythropus is the source of this 1933-nucleotide messenger RNA. Lineage: Eukaryota; Fungi; Glomeromycota; Glomeromycetes; Diversisporales; Gigasporaceae. The record is from the annotation of a GenBank genome assembly.
AUGCACCAAUAUUCGUGGUGGAGCUUCCCUUAUAAUAAAACAAAACAAUAUAUUAAUUUUGAAGAUAAUAUUCACUCGGUCGCCGAAGUUUCAGAAGUUAACUCUGACCCACCUCGAGUAAUGUCGAGCUACGGCACUUCUCCAAAAAGUGACUUUGCAAUCACAAGUGAAACUGCUUCUGAUAUUUCUGGUGUGUCAAAUUAUACCGACACUACCUCUAAUACUAUUUUAAUACAAGAUCAAAAUAGUAACCAUUUGGAAAACAUCGAGGAACAAAAAAUUUUUCUCUCUAACACACCAGUCACUGACAAUAAUUCCUUGAUUAAAGAUGAACAUGUAGAAAUGAAACAGAAACGUAAAAUUAAAAAAAUUAUAUAUCCAAACUCUAAAGAAGAGAUAAUAUUUGACUCAAAUAUCUUUGACUCUGAUAUGUUGUACGCUGAAAAACGAACUAUAUAUAUAGUCAAAAAAGAUCCUCAAAAAUCAUCUCAAAAUUCAUCUCAAAUUACUUCACCUAUUGCCAUAAACAUUAAAAUUGAUGAACCUAUAUUAGAAACUACUAAAUCAAAUAUCAUUUCUACUGUCGACAAAUCAUCAAAUUUGACUGAAGUGAAUGUUAAACCUGGUAUCGAUAAUUUGAAGAAUCCAACAACUAAUGAUGUGUCAUCUAUUUCGGAUAAAAGAAAUCCAUCUGAGAGGAUAAAAAAUCCCUCCUCUGAAACAAAACGACGGUCCUUAUUAUUUGAUUGGCUUUAUCCUUCUGAUCCAUUGGAAAGUGCGAGUGAAAAUGAUUUUACCAAGACAUCUGUUACUUCGUCGACUCAAAAUCUUUCUAAAUCUCUUCCAAAAAUUUCUAAAUCUACUCAAAAUCUUUCUAAAUCUCCUCCAAAACUUUCUAAAUCCCUUCCAAAAAUUUCUAAAUCCCCUCCAAAAAUUUCUGAAUCUCCUCCAAAAACUUAUGAUUCAUCUACUUCAACCACCAUUAACUCGUCUUCACCCUCGACUACUUCCACUCCUUUAAAUAAUGAUCUACCUCCGUCAUCACAAGGCUCCACCAAAACUGACACAUCUCAAAAGUCUGGUUCUUCGACUAAAAAGCCGAUUCCAUCUCGAAAUUCAUCUCAAAAUUCAAUUAUUAAGGACCCUCCAAAUCCAAUAGUACAAACUCUACCUGAAAAUAGUUCUUUUUGGAGACGUUUCUUUGAUUCUUCUAGUAAUUCGGGACUUUCUAAAAUAACUCAGAAAACUGAUGAUAAAUUAAUCACUUAUGGUGAAAUUAAUUCUCAAUCUGAAGGUCCUGAAAUGACUACUAUUAAUGAUACAAAUUCCUCAAAAGUAUCAAUUUCAAGUGAAACAGAUAAGAAAGUAUCUAAAGUUGCAAUUUCAAGCGAGGUAGAUAAGAAAUCAAAAGUUUCGAAUGAGAUAUAUAAAAAAUCAAAAGUUACAAGUGAAGUAGAUAAGAAAUCGAAAAUUUUAAUUUCAAGUGAUGUAGAUAAGAAAUCAUCAAGAGUUUUAGUAUCAAGUGAUGUAGAUAAGAAAGUAUCUACCUCUCCAAUAGUCUCGCCUAAACUAAAACCUUCAAUGGCUAAACCAGCUCCUAUAAGCAUCGUUUUACCAAAAUUUAAUGAUUUUGUUAUAAAUAAACCCGUGAAACAUCCCGAUUCUACUGCCCAAAAGGCGCUUCAUGCUAUAAACUCUUAUUUAUUUCCACCUGACAAACCUUGUGAUGGUGCUUUGAACAAGUGGUUAGAUGAGUUAACUCGAUCAACUAUUGAUGUUAAGAAAAUUGCUAUCAUUGGUGUUCAUGGUUGGUUUCCUGCAAAAUUAUUAAGAGUCGUCGUUGGUGAACCAACUGGAACUUCUCCAAAGUUUUGUGAUAUGAUGGCUAAAGCUGUAUUGGGUUAUUUAUCUAAACAUAAUAUUUCUUUACCAA